AUGCGUUAUGCUCUCGAUGUUCUUGACAAAUAUGGGGACAAUGCCUGGCUCGGAGACCUCGGAGGAGAGCGCCCAAUUGAGAAUGGCUCUAUUCAUGGCGAAUGGCCAGUUGCUUACCAUGGAACGACGGAUCCACGUGCUGCAUCAAUUGUUACUAGUGGUGGACUUGAUUUGAAAAAAGGCCAUCGUUUCUUGUAUGGACACGGUAUCUACUGCACACCUGACCCAAAGACUGCACUCGCUUAUGCAUCUCCCUACAAACACAAUGGCAAAUGGUACAAGUUGAUCCUUCAGUCUCGUGUCGAUCCAUCUCGUCGUGAAAUUGUGCCCAAGUCUCAACACGGUUGUACCGGCCUUGAUGAUUACUGGAUUAUCAAGAAAAAUGAUGCCAUUCGUCCAUAUGGAAUCUGUGUCUUUCCGUGUGAAGUAGAAACUCCUUUU
Molecule: messenger RNA, 441 nt
Organism: Mesorhabditis belari
Lineage: Eukaryota; Metazoa; Nematoda; Chromadorea; Rhabditida; Rhabditidae
Source: the annotation of a GenBank genome assembly